UUAAUCUAUCAAUCACUCCGGGAUCAGGUGUCGAGUGUGUCGUCUCUGAUAGUAUAAAUUGUGUUUCUUGGGAUACGCCUAAUUAAGGGUCGAAUGUUGCUGUGUUAUUUCUACAAUCAUAACUUGUCCUCGUCGCUGCUCCUGGGCUGUCAGGGUGAGAAUUAUCUGUGCUUUAAAAGCAACAGCUGGCGUGCAGGACUCACACAAACUACCGAUGAACCGCAAACACCGGCACCGGAAAAAGGUUACAGAAGGAACUGCUAGCCUUGCAAAGUGACCCUCCUCCUGGAAUGACCCUAAACGAGAAGAGCGUAGAGAACACCAUCACACAAUGGAUUGUGGAUAUGGAAGGAGCCUCUGGUACUCUUUAUGAGGGGGAGAAAUUUCAGCUUCUUUUUAAAUUUAGUAGUCGUUAUCCCUUUGACUCACCUCAGGUAAUGUUCACAGGAGACAAUAUACCUGUCCAUCCCCAUGUUUAUAGCAAUGGCCAUAUCUGCCUGUCCAUAUUAACGGAGGAUUGGUCACCAGCUCUUUCAGUGCAGUCUGUUUGUCUUAGCAUUAUUAGCAUGCUGUCUAGCUGUAAAGAGAAGAGGCGGCCUCCUGAUAACUCCUUUUAUGUACGGACGUGCAAUAAAAAUCCAAAGAAGACAAAAUGGUGGUAUCAUGAUGAUACUUGUUAAUAUGAACUUUCUAGAACUCCAGAAGGGAAGAAGUCCUACUGACCUAUAAAAGCACUUUUUGAAAUCAUAUGGUCUCUGAACUUUAACCUUGGACUCAAACUCAAGCAUGGACUCAGACCACAAACAUGGGAGAUGAUGUCAGCUGUGUUACCGGUGGCCAGUUGGAUGCAUGUUUGGGAAAACCAAAAAAACUGUCGGAGAAUGGAAAUCUAUUUUUGAAGAGGAUGGAAGCGGACCCGUGAAGGGGUUGGUGUGGAAAAACUUAGAAAAAUUUAUGAAAAAGGAUUAUUUCCAUCUUGGACCAUACAUAUUCCUGUUCAUUUUUGUCAUUGGUAUGUUUUAAGGUCCAUGUGUCUUGUGCAUUAACAAAGGAUAGGGGCAUAGCAGGGCCAAUAAUGAGAAAUCCAAAUCAAAUUAGAGAAAUCCAAAACCAAUCUGGAAAUCAUUGCUUUUUCUUUUCAUAUUCCUACUGAAAUGUUAUGCACUGUGAAGACAGACUAGUUCAUUCUAACAAAGAUAUAGCGCACUUCUUCAGAGAGUUUCUGAUGUUUCACUGUAAAUAGAUUCAUUUAAGAAAGAGACUGUUUUAUCUCAUUCAUCUCAAGCUCUGCUAUCACUGCAAAUGGUGGUUUCAUUGUCACUUAAGACUAUAAUUGGUCCGUUUGAGCAUCUAAACCAACCUUGACCAUCCAUAAACUCACAUUUACCUCUGCCAAGUCAUGUGGGAUGGAACCAGUGUUGAGUGUAGGUUUGCCAUUAAAGCAGAGCUAUAGGUAACCCAGAAUAUUGAAUGUUAGCAAGAAACUUCUGUCUUGUGUUCGAUCUUAUUUGUAUAAAAUGUUUUUGUUAUGAGGCAGUAGUUCAAAAUUAUGUUCAACUAUUCCAUUUAAAAAAUUUACUUCACCUUUAUCACCUUUCUUUUUGUGCAAGUAAUGAAAGAGAGUUAAUAGAUGGCAAUACUGUAUGUUCCAACAGUGUACAUCUUGUUUAAUUAUUGGUAUUUGUUUUAUUCUCUGUAAUCUCAGAUGGUUUGGAAGUUAUUGUGGUUUAUAUAUUCAAAAGAUGUUGAUCAUCUGGUCAUGCUUGCCUGGCUCAGGUAAAUUCUUCCAAGGACGAAAAAAAAAAAAAAAUCACAAAUAGUCCUAAAUAUUUUCCAUUUGAUUAUAUUUUCUCCCAAAGGACUGUUACGUAGUUUAGGGGGGAAAAAAACGAAAUAUGUAUAAUCUGUAACUCCUAAAAGUGAGAUUAAUUAACCUGGCGGCAUGUAGAUACACAAAUUAUGUUACUGGAGAGCACAUAUUUGAUAAUAUUUAGAUCCUGCACGUUUUUCAAAAUGAAAUGAUUUCAAUUCUCCAAAAAAUUAGUGUUAUUAUGAUCAGAGAUUAUCUGGUACUUUGUCUUUUAGGUUUUCUGGGAUUAAAAAAACAAAAAAAACAACAACACUUUUUGUCCCCAACAAUUGUAUUUCGUUGAUGUUAGCUAUCUGAUCAGUAAUGUGAGAUCUCACACUGUUUAUUAACUUCAUACACUCCAAAGAUGUAUUUUUAGCCAUCUAUUCAGAAAUACUUGAAUAUUCUAAACCUGUUUGGCUUGUCUUCUUUUCCAUCGUCUGUGGUACAGUGUACUUAGACUUGCUAAUGAAUGUGUUGGUGUAGAAAAAAAUGGAGAUGGCCAUGACUCUUCCCUCUGCACACAAUAUCAGGAUCCUUUUUAUUUUAUGUUACACAUGUAAAUUGUCCUUACUACUGAAAGUAAUGUGUGGAAAUGACAACAGGGCUAAACUUGAAUGUGUGUUUGCUGGCUGAGAAAUAUAUUGACCCCUGUCAGCAUUUGAAAGGUGUCAAUAUGUGUACACACUUAUGUUUAAAGUAGACUUUGGUACUUACAAAGUUUUCUUCUUUUUU
Carassius auratus (goldfish) is the source of this 2584-nucleotide messenger RNA. RefSeq names its product ubiquitin conjugating enzyme E2 Wb (gene ube2wb). The transcript has 6 exons. The record is from RefSeq and is a predicted model, not a curated record. NCBI's taxonomy places the organism in Eukaryota, Metazoa, Chordata, Actinopteri, Cypriniformes, Cyprinidae. The coding region runs from base 291 to 680 and encodes 129 amino acids.